Messenger RNA from Penicillium arizonense, 1587 nucleotides. Its product is annotated as putative C6 transcription factor. Gene Ontology annotation, molecular function: DNA binding; DNA-binding transcription factor activity; zinc ion binding. The transcript is spliced from 2 exons. The record is from RefSeq and is a predicted model, not a curated record. Gene Ontology annotation, biological process: DNA-templated transcription; response to xenobiotic stimulus. Lineage: Eukaryota; Fungi; Ascomycota; Eurotiomycetes; Eurotiales; Aspergillaceae. The coding region runs from base 1 to 1587 and encodes 528 amino acids.
AUGCUCAACCUCACCCUUUUGACCUACACUUAUGUCUGCAUUGCGCCCAGAUAUGGCUACGACUGCCACUAUGACUCUACCGGUCCAACAAAAGCAGUCCAAGGGCCAUCCAGGUCGCAGGCCAAAGCAGCUGUGUCUGAGCCCGACCUCAAGGGUACCUCAUCCUUUCCUUCGGGCAUUCUUGAUUCCACCAAAUCACGAUACAUCGGCAAGUACUCCUCUGUUGCCUUCCCGCUCUGCGUGGGACUAGAGGUGCAAGCGGCGAAGCCUCCGCGACUGCAUUCUUUCGGCUAUCACACUGGUAUCCGAAAGGAGCCUGAUUCAAUAGCCAGCCUUCAACUUGCCAAACGGAUGUCCUGGAAUACAGCAAGAACUCUGCUGGAAUUUUUCUUUGCCACCAUCCAUCCCGUAUUUGGAUUCCUCGACAAGGACCAUCUCUACGAGCGGUGCGAAACACACUGGCAUGGUCAACCACAAACCCUUGACUUCGAGGCUAUUGUCUGUGGUGUGGUCGCACUCGCUUCGUUAUUUAAUGGAUCAUUAGAUCAAGAAGAAGAAAUGUGGUUGAUCUUGCAUGCGAAAGAAAUCCUAGAGGAUCCUAUUGUUGGCCGGUUUCCAUCCAUAGACCAAAUAGCAGCAUGGAUCUUACGGACAAUCUACAUCCGCGCUACCACUCGACCGCAUGUAGCUUGGAUCUGCAGUUGCACCACCAUGCAUCUCGUCGAGGCGACAGGGCUGAACCAAGCACCACAGUUCGUCAUGUUGACAACCAACAAGGGCGUUCAAGGCUCCACGCCGGAACGGUCGGAUAUUGUGAAAAGGACCGCACGGGUUGCACAUUCUUUGCAUGUCAUCAUAGCAUACGAAUACGGCCGAUCGGUCAUGAACUUGGACUUCCCAGCCCAGAAUGCUUUAGCCCUGUCAAAUCACGCGGGGGAUUUCACUCCCCGCUUAUGCAGUCUCGUUGAAGCUGUACCACUGACUCCGAUGGGUGCGGACUCUGCAGCGACAAUACAGGAUCUCUCUUCGGCUAUUAAGAAACUAGCAGACACACCUGCCGAUCACGAUUUUCUUGUUCUCGUCCGAGCAGAUCUGGUCUUCUCUAUCUAUCGCCGCCUUCGUCUAUUAGAGCCAAGUCUACGACAAAGCCUGCUCGAUGAGGUGAUCUCCACGGGCAUAUCUGCUUUACCCGCGGCUCGUGCGCUUGCGAGUCAAAACCAGCCAUGGUGGAAUGUCAUCAGCACCGUAUUUCAAUUCGUCUGCGUUCUUCUGGCCAUUGAUACCCAUGCCAGUAUCGCAAAUUUAUCCAACGCCAUGGAUACCUUAGGAAUUAUUGUGGACCAUCUGAAAACUCAUCUGGCCACUGAAGCUCUAGUUACUGCCCGAAACCUUGUGCGAGCUUCGCUAGAUCGAAGGCGCAAGGGUGUUGAAAUCUUGGAGGGCAUUGUUGGACCAUCCGCUUCAGAUGAUGCAGUGGAAGGUCCGGAUUCUCACCUGCCACAAGAUCUGGACUUUUCAACUUCAUUCUCAUAUGAUCAACAUCCCGUUGAUCUUGAUUUCAUGUUAAAUAUGGACUUUCUUACUUGA